CGUAAAGUGCCAUACCCCGAUGACCGUGAAGCGGUGCCGCAGCCAGGCUGUGCAGUGUGCGCAUCGUAGUCAACCUGCCUCACUUGAAGAGGGGGCUCUGUUGUCAUUUUAAGGGCUGAGUGUCGAGCUUUUGUCCAUCAGAAAUGGCCGGAAUUAAAGCUCUCAUCAGCCUUUCUUUUGGAGGGGCCAUUGGCCUCAUGUUUCUCAUGCUUGGAUGUGCGCUCCCUGUGUAUGAUAAAUACUGGCCUUUGUUUCUCCUGUUCUUCUACAUCCUUUCUCCAGUCCCAUACUGCAUCUCACGAAGGGUUGUUGAUGACACAGACUCAGCCAGUAAUGCUUGUAAAGAGCUGGCAAUCUUCCUCACAACAGGCAUUGUCAUUUCAGCCUUUGGCCUGCCCAUUGUCUUUGCAAGGGCUGAUGUUAUUGCCUGGGGGGCGUGCGCACUUGUGUUAACUGGAAACAUAGUCAUCUUCGGGACCAUCUUGGGAUUCUUCAUGGUCUUUGGGUCCAAUGACGACUUCAGUUGGCAGCAGUGGUAAAUGGGAGAGACUGAAGGACCUUAGCUGAAACUGUUUUAUUAGCGUUAUUAUUAAUGUAUUAAUGUUGGGUUUACAUUGUUUAUUUAUAUGGUGACUGCCCAUUCAUAGACUCACACCAAACCAGUGCAAUAUUUUUGUUCCGUCCUGCAUCAUAUUGAACAAUUGGAUGGGUAAUGCUGACUUUGAUUUGGACCUGUUUCUUCAAUCUUAAAAAGUGUACAUUUUGACAAAAAACAAAAACAAAAAAAAAAACAAAAAACUUUUUUUUAAACAGAGCAUAUUGGAUAUACUUCCAUUUAGGUCAAAUUGUUAGGUCAUUUGCUGCUUGGAUUUAUUGGAAUAAAUUUUUUGCUCGUUUAUUAUUUAUUUAUAUUUUUCUAUUUAUUUCACCGGUAUUUAUACUUGAGCUACAGAUUUGAAUAUCUAUUAUUAACAUCACUCUUCUGUUGAUAUGGUUCAUUUGUUGGUUGUUUAUAUCAUAUUGUUAGAUUUUACCUGAUCUCCCUAAACUUGCAGAAUAGCUUUGAUACUCUGAGAUCAAAUUUUCCUGACUGUGAAGUCCAAGCUGACGCAGGCUGCUUCCCUUAUUGCUUCUGAUGGCAUCUGGUGAGUUUGCUAACAGAUCGAGAGAGCAGAUGAGCUAGCACAGGAUUAGCUCAAAGACAGGAGCAGCCUUACCAGCAACAAGUUAAGACCCGGGCUACUUAUAUCCAACCAUAAGCUUUCCCAUGUGGCACAUUAGGUCCAGAUGUACACUUGCGUUUGCUAAUUGGCCAUGACUUCUAUCAUCUGUCACAGGUAUCAGGUGUGUUUUUCCUUGUCAGGUGAACUUUCUUAUUUGACUUUAAACAGCAACAGAGAAAAUCCAGCAAAAAUGUCUGUUGCUGUUCUGGUUAUAGUUCUGAAAUAUUGCCCAAUUUCUGUUUGGUUAUAUAGCACGGAUUUUGUAAGUUUGGCUAAACCUAUGGAAAGUAGAGGGUGGCAAUAUAUUGGCAUUUUUAGAUAUUAUCAGGUGCAGUAUAUGCAAAAAGCUGCCAAUUAAAUUAUUCAAAUAUUUUAAAAAGGUUGCAACGGAAUAUUUCAACUAAGAAUAUGAAGUGAUUUCUGCAAUUUUUUGUUACAUUUUACAGCCCAUUGACAUUUGUAGUAUUUGACCUCAACUAGGACAUUUACAGGCACAGUUUUUGUAUAAUGAAAAAAUAGAAAAUCAACAAUCACAUUGCCAGUGCUCAAAAGUAGACCGAUGCACAAAAGCCUUUCUUUUCAAUGUAAUUUAAUAUACAAAGUUAAAAGACCGUUCUCAUUACUGUCUCAACACCAAAAGCUUCCAUAUGUAAACAUAUAGUAACCUCUGACUAGGGCCACAUUUAUACAGAUCUUCACUGGGACUCUGUUGGUAAUUUUUGGCAUUUUUGUUUCCCAUUAGUGUUAACUUGGAUAAAAGAUGACCAGUGCUAUGGGCACAAACAACAUACUUUUGAGCCAUUAUGGGCAUUAUAUUGUUACUUUCACUUAUCAAAAGAUUUUGGGUUUUAGACUUAAAACAUGCUUGCUGUAAAGGUGCAAGUCUAUUCUUGGCAUUCCUAAAAGAAAACCUUUCUGCAAGUUGACCACUGCAUAAAGGCACUGAAUGUAUGAGACCAUUAUAAGAGAUGUGUCCACACAUUUGCCACAGGGCUGCUGUUUAACUACUGGCUUGGUUUGUGCUUUGCUUUGAACUGUGGUUGUGUGAACAGUGCUGGUGGUGUACUCAGUGGUGGAAGCCUGUGAUUGGACAGGCCACUCGUGUUCAUGAGAUGUGUGAACAUUAGAAUCAAAUCCUUACAAGCUAAUUAAUGUUAUUUUCAUUUUCUGUAGUGAAGUCUCCAAAUGUGACAGAAUCUGAUGUAUUUGAAGAAUGGGUUUCCUGCUUUUAUUUCUUUAUUUUCUCAGUUGAAGGAGGAUAAUAUUUACGUAUUUGACACAUUUAGUCAAUGUCCAAUGCCAUUUUCUACAAAUUUUAUGUUUUGAACCUUUUAUGACGGGUGUCAGCAUGGUGGUUUUGUUUUUUUAAUAAAUGCCAUUUUUAAACAUUC
Molecule: messenger RNA, 2614 nt
Organism: Boleophthalmus pectinirostris (great blue-spotted mudskipper)
Lineage: Eukaryota; Metazoa; Chordata; Actinopteri; Gobiiformes; Gobiidae
Gene: leprotl1
Product: leptin receptor overlapping transcript like 1
Exons: 4
Coding region: 144-539 (131 amino acids)
Biological process (GO): negative regulation of growth hormone receptor signaling pathway; late endosome to vacuole transport via multivesicular body sorting pathway
Cellular component (GO): endosome
Source: RefSeq, a predicted model, not a curated record